AUGUCAGUUCCACUUGAACCCAGAGCGGCAGGUAAAUUAAUCACUGAGAACAGUAAGGAUGUAUUUGUGGAGCCAGAGGGUGUGCGCUCACUUGCUGAGAAGUUGUUUGAGAAGAUUGGAAGGAAGGAGAUCACUCUGAAGGGAUGGAAAUCAAUGCAUGAACUCAACCCACAGGACUCAGGAGAAGAUGCCGUGAAUUGGGUGUUUUUUGCAGACACCUUAAAUUUCUCCUUCUGGUCUGAACAUGACGAUAAGAAGUUCCUGGUGAAUUACAAAGGAAAAGAGUACAGUGGCUACUGGUCUUUCUGUGCUGCAAUGAACAGAGCCCUGGAUGAAGGGAUACCUCUUACUACUGCAUCAUUUUAUGCCGAUAUAACCAUGGACCAGCUGAAACACAUUCUGCGUAGUGAUUCAGAGUUUCCCAUCCCAAUGAUUGAAGAACGUCUGGAGAUCCUUCACCAGACAGGAAAGAUUCUCAUGGAGAAAUUUGGAGGCUCUCAUUCUUGAACUGUGUGAAAGCGAGUGAGAAGAGUGCUGUAAAACUGAUGCAUCUGGUUGUGGAGAAUUUCCCUUCCUACAGGGAUGAAGGAGUCUUUCAGGAUAAAAAAGUUGCCUUCUACAAGCGUGCUCAGAUCCUGGUAGGAGACACGUGGGGUGUACUAGAAGGAAAAGGUGACGGCUCCUUUUGUGACAUCAACAAAAUCACCAUGUUUGCUGACUACAGGAUACCUCAGGCCUUGGUACAUUUUGGCACAAUGAGAUACUCAGAAGAGCUACUAAAGAAGCUUAAGGAAGGUUGGCUUUUCCAGAAUGGAGAUCAAGAGGAAAUGGAGAUUCGUGGUUGCUCCAUCUGGGCUGUGGAAUUGGUCUGUGAGUGUAUACAGGAAUUGUUUGAGAAAAAAGGAGAGAAAAUGAGCAAUGAAAUAAAUCCUGUCCUGAUUGACCACUUUCUGUGGGAUUAUGCUCGAGACUACAGGGAGGAAAUUAAAGUGGUUCCCUUUCAUAGGGUUCGAUGUAUCUACUAUUAG
Molecule: messenger RNA, 1028 nt
Organism: Staurois parvus
Lineage: Eukaryota; Metazoa; Chordata; Amphibia; Anura; Ranidae
Source: the annotation of a GenBank genome assembly